AUGUGGAAUCUGUACGAGACUGAAGAGCCGGCCAUCCGCUUCACCGAGCAGCAGCUAGCCGAGAUACGCAAGGUGACAAUGAGUCACAUUAUGUGCCAGAACUGCGACGAGGUGGACGCCCUGCAACGCGCCCUCUUCGACAUGCCGCACGACUUCCUAAACCCUCGCAUUCCAUGCCGGUCCAUGCCGCAAAUGAACUUCGAACUGUGGAAGGAGGGCAACAACGGCGGCGGCCAGUGCAACAUCAACGGUGUCUCCUUCAGCAGAGGCACCACCAUCAGCAUCAGCCCGUGCACACGGUGCUCCUGCGCGAACGGGGGUCUGGGCCGGCUGUUCGGUCUGUAG
Messenger RNA from Pollicipes pollicipes, 345 nucleotides. Its product is annotated as peroxidasin homolog pxn-2-like. The record is from RefSeq and is a predicted model, not a curated record. NCBI's taxonomy places the organism in Eukaryota, Metazoa, Arthropoda, Thecostraca, Pollicipedomorpha, Pollicipedidae. The transcript is spliced from 4 exons. The coding region runs from base 1 to 345 and encodes 114 amino acids. Gene Ontology annotation, molecular function: heme binding; peroxidase activity. Gene Ontology annotation, biological process: response to oxidative stress.